Molecule: messenger RNA, 843 nt
Organism: Dufourea novaeangliae
Lineage: Eukaryota; Metazoa; Arthropoda; Insecta; Hymenoptera; Halictidae
Exons: 3
Coding region: 1-843 (280 amino acids)
Source: RefSeq, a predicted model, not a curated record
AUGGAUUGGUUCGGGAGGACACUUGGAUUAGGGGAUCGACGGAUGUCGGCGAUGUGUCUGUUGAUCGUCUUCGUGCUCGUGGAACACUCGUACGCGGUGGAUACCAACGAGACCAAGGACACAUGGUCUGGACUCACGAAUGGAUGCUCGAAUAUGGACAACAAGAAUUUGUCGGUUUCCUGUUACGGGGUCAGGAUUGUCAGAAAGAUCGUUCAACAGCUGUUGGAGAAGUCCAGCAAAGAGCCGAAUAUCGAGAUCUUCGAUGGUGUUAGCCUGGUGGAGGUACCUGGUUCUGGUCCAAAUAGAAAGGGAAGGCUGAUGAAGGGAUUCGGUGGCAUGGGGACAUUGGUGCAGUUUUUGGAGGGAAGGGAACUGAGAAUCAAACUACCGAGCUUCCUGCCUCAGAAUAUCGAGAGAGCUUUUCAGGAGAGCCUGCCGGCUGAACAAGGUCCGCUGGGAAAUUCGAUGGAGGCAGGAGGAUAUGGCGGUGGCGGUGGCGGCGGCGGAUACGGCGGGGGUGGCGGCAAAAAGAAGGGAGGCGAUGGGGGAUACAUGAUUAUGGCGCUGAUGAUGGGCAAGAUGAUGGCGGCAAUGGGAAUGGGUGCACUCGGUCUCCUGGCCAUGAAAGCGUUGAUGGUGUCCGCGAUGGCGCUGAUGCUCUCGCUGAUCGUCGCUGUGAAGAAACUGGCAGGCGGCCACGAUAGCGGCGGUGGCCACCACGUGGUAUACGCCCAGGACGUUGGCCACCACCAUUAUCGCAAAAAACGGUCCCUCGGCGAUGAGGACCACGAUCUGCCGUACAGAGCAUACUCUCAUCUGUUCGGCGAGUCACGGGUGUCCUGA